UACUAGAAAGCGUGAGUUUGUGUUCCUGGGCUAGCUCCCUAGCAGCUCGUGAGGCCGAUCCUUGGGCCUUGGGAUCGUCGGGUUCUGUGAGAAAGGUUCUGUUCGAAAUCAGCUUUCCCUGUCCAAGACAGCCAUUCGGUCUGACCCCGAGGAUCCACAGUCAUGUCUGACAACGAGGACAAUUAUGAUGGUGAUGACUUUGAUGAUGUGGAGGAAGAUGAGGGCCUAGAUGACUUGGAGAACCCCGAGGAGGAGGGCCAGGAGAAUGUGGAGAUUCUUCCCUCUGGAGAACGGCAGCAAGCAAACCAGAAGAGGAUCACUACCCCCUAUAUGACCAAGUAUGAGCGAGCCCGGGUCUUGGGCACCCGGGCCCUGCAGAUUGCGAUGUGUGCCCCUGUGAUGGUGGAGCUGGAAGGGGAGACGGACCCACUGCUCAUCGCCAUGAAAGAACUCAAGGCUCGAAAGAUCCCCAUUAUCAUCCGCCGCUACCUGCCAGAUGGGAGCUAUGAAGACUGGGGCGUGGACGAGCUCAUCAUCACCGACUGAGCCCCCGAGCCCCGGCCCCCUGCCCGUCCUCAACCCCCCGGCCGUUUGUACAUUCUGUUUAUUUUUCUAUAUGGAUAAUAAAGCCUAUUCACCCUCUCUUCUUA
Messenger RNA from Gracilinanus agilis (Agile Gracile Mouse Opossum), 650 nucleotides. It is a transcript of the gene POLR2F, whose product is annotated as RNA polymerase II, I and III subunit F. Gene Ontology annotation, molecular function: DNA binding; DNA-directed RNA polymerase activity. Gene Ontology annotation, biological process: DNA-templated transcription. The transcript is spliced from 5 exons. Gene Ontology annotation, cellular component: RNA polymerase II, core complex; RNA polymerase III complex; nucleus. NCBI's taxonomy places the organism in Eukaryota, Metazoa, Chordata, Mammalia, Didelphimorphia, Didelphidae. The coding region runs from base 163 to 546 and encodes 127 amino acids. The record is from RefSeq and is a predicted model, not a curated record.